Molecule: messenger RNA, 453 nt
Organism: Dovyalis caffra
Lineage: Eukaryota; Viridiplantae; Streptophyta; Magnoliopsida; Malpighiales; Salicaceae
Source: the annotation of a GenBank genome assembly
AUGUUGAAUGAUGUCCACACCACAUCGGUUAAUGAUGCUGAGCAAUAUGAGUCUUACAGAUGGUUUGGUGAAGGUGGCAUGUUCCAGCAUAUGAUGAAUGGAAGUAUAUUUAAGGUCAUCAGCAAUGCCAUCACAGUAGCUGCAAAAGAUCACCCUGAAGAGUUCAAACUCAAAAGGGGUGAAAUUGUUGAGACAGAGAGGAGCUUUAAAGAUGAGCCUCAAGGUGUUAAAAGUAGGCCAAAUGGAAAUGCAGUUGAUUUGGCACAUUGUAAGGAGGCUGGGUGUGAAGCAGAGGCCUUAGUUGAAAUGAUCGAGCGAGAAAAAGAGCUUAUAGUUUGUAAUGGAGAAGAAAUGGCUCUUGAUGAUGAUUAUAUCCAUUCUGUUAUUCAGGAGCUUUUAUGCAAAGAAGCACCUACCCUCUUGCAACUCAGAGAUGAGACUUCAAAGUGUUGA